GUACCUUUUAACGGUGAAUUGAGCUUUUUAGGGAAACCUCCUAAAUUCUUCCAAAUAGUACACAUUUAACUAAUCAAUCAGUCAAAAACAAAUAAGAUAUACAUAGAGAGAGAGAAAGAAAAGGACAGUUUUUGUGAUACAUGUUCUUCUUCUUCAUCCUCUCAAAAUUUCAACUUCAUCUUCUCCCUCAUCACAUUUUUCCCUGUCCCUUUGUAAUCAUGAUUCUUCUUUUGCCAUCAUUACCUUCUAAAGGAGCCUUCUCUCUCCUCUCUUUAAACGAAUAAUGCAAAGGGAACACAAAACUCACAACAAACUUUCUUUCAUCUAUAUAACGCCUCUCUAUAUCUCACCCAUUAAUCAAACACGUCUCACUUAUCUCUCUUCUUCAUUUCUUCUCUCUUCAAGCUCCAAGAUGUGUUUAAGUUCUUCAGAAACAUUUUCAGACACACCCACGAGAUUAGUUUUAUACCUCAAAACACAAAGUCACGUUCGUAUCCCUCGUCUCUCCAGGAGGAGACGGAUGUGGCGGGAAGAGAAAAAGAUGGAGAUGAUCAAUCUAAAGCUUUACGUGGAGAAUCAAAACAUCAUAAGAGAGAACGAGAAACUUAAGAAGAAAGCUCUUCUUCUUCACCAAGAAAACAAAACUCUCUUCUCUCUGCUUCAGACCAAAAAACUCUCCUCUGUCCAUAAAUAAAAUCUUACCAUCAUCACCAAUCACUAAGAUCAUCAUAUUCUUCUUUCUUUACUGAAAUAAUAAUAAGAUCUCAAGGCUCCAAGAAAAAAAAAAACAGAAAAAUUUGGGUUUUACAAGCAAGGGUUUAGUUAUUAUUAGUGGGUAUACAUCUAAUUUUUAUCUUCUUUUUAGUGUGUCAUCUCUUUGUAAUCUUUGUAUCUGAGUUCUUUUGUUAAAUAAUGGUUAAUCUACUUUCUUAUUCAAAGUUUUGGAUAUUAAUCUUUUUAAUCUCAA
Messenger RNA from Arabidopsis thaliana (thale cress), 967 nucleotides. RefSeq names its product binding protein (gene ZPR1). The record is from RefSeq and is marked reviewed. NCBI's taxonomy places the organism in Eukaryota, Viridiplantae, Streptophyta, Magnoliopsida, Brassicales, Brassicaceae. The transcript has 2 exons. Bases 284 to 694 code for a protein of 136 amino acids.